AUGGACGUCGAUGAAGAGCCAGCAACGAUAGACGAUUUCUUUUCCGAUGAAGGUCAGGACAGCAGCUUGUCGUCAGAUGAAGAUGACGUCGAUGAGAUUGUCUCACAUCCGGGACAAGCAAAAGGCUUGUUCAAAGCGAUGGCAAAAGUGGCAAGGAAGAAAAGAAAAAAGAAAACGGUCGGCCCCUCGUCUGCUCUACCUUCUGCUGACCUGACCCCAACUGAAUUCAGAAAACGCGGGAAAGAGUUGAUCGAUUUCAUCGCUGAUUAUCUGGAAGGUUCUAGAGACCGACCUGUGAAUCAUUCCGCCAUUCAAGGCUACCUGUUCAGAAAGAUGCCCAAACUGCCGCCCAUCCAACCAGUGACUAUGGAUGAAGUGUACAAGGACAUCAAACAGUACAUCUUCCCUGGGUUGCCCCAAUGGCAGAGUCCGAAGCACCACGCCCUGCUGCCCACGGGUGGAUCGUAUGCCAGUUUGCUGGGCAGCAUGCUCUGCGAUGGUCUAGGCUGCAUCGGCUUUACCUGGGCGGACUGUCCAGCGGCCACGGAGCUGGAGAUGCUUGUCAUGAACUGGCUGGCCCAACUCAUGGACCUGCCCAUCGAUUUCCACUUCUUUGGGAAAGGAUCUAGCGCAGGAGGUGGUGGUGGAAUCAUUCAGACCAGCACCACGGAAGCCCUGCUAACGGUCAUCACCGCGGCCAAACGGAAGAUGCUCGGGGCACUCCGCUCUGCUUUCACCGAGGAAACUGAGUGGCAGCUCCAGGACAAGUUCAUGGUCUACUGCUCGGAGCAGGCACAUCCAAGCCUGGAGCGUGUGUGUGAGAUCGCAGGCGUUCGACUCAAGAGACUGUGGACGGACAAGGAAGGCAUCAUGCAUGCAGACACGUUAAGAUUUGCCAUAGAGAAGGACCGAGUAAAAGGCUACUUUCCUAUUCUGGUGGUCGCAACAGUGGGAACUAUAGCAAGUACUUCUGUCGAUCAAAUUGGCAAGAUCGGGCCAUUGUUGGACAAAGAAGCCGGUCACUUCCCCAAGAUCUGGUUCCACAUCGAGUCGGGCUACGCGGGAAGCUCCUUCAUUUGUCGCGAGUACCAGCCGUUGUUGCAUGGCAUCGAUUACGCAGACUCCUUUUCCAUGUCCGCUCACAAAUGGAUGCCCAUACACAUGGACUGUGCGUGUCUGUGGGUGAAGAAAGUCUCGCGCCUGACCCAGACCUUUGCCUGCGAGGACCCGGAUGGGCCGCUGUACAUCCCUCCAGACGAUAAGAACAUGAUGGCUGACUACAGGGCCUGGAGUCUCCCCAUGACCAGACGGUUUCGCGCCAUGAAGAUAUGGGUGGUCUUCAAGCUGUACGGUGUCAAGGGACUUCAGCAGAAGAUCAGGGAGGACGUCAGACGGGCCAAAGAACUGGAGAAACUGAUCGGGGAAGAUCACCGCUUCGAGAUUAUGGGCGACGUCAUGUUUGGUGUGAUAGCCUUUCGUUGUAAGAGACCAGACAAUAACAAGAUCAACUACGAGAUUCUGAAACAGAUCAACAAAUCGGCCGUCAUCAAAAUGACAGGAGCCAGGAUCGGCUUCAAAUUCUGGCUGCGAUUUGUGGUUUCUGGAAGGUACACAGAUUCUGAGGACGUCAAGUUUUCCUGGGACAUGAUUCGGCGAACCACCAACAAGGUGAUAGCUGAUCACACAGAACGCAUGCACAAUGAGGAUCGUUCAGGCAUGCCUAACUAUAAGUACGUCAUGAUGAUCGGCAGCGAGGCGGCAGAUGAAGAUGAAGCAGCUGUUGAAGAUUCACGGGGUGACGAUAAACUGGAUUUGGAUUCAGUCACCAGCGAUAAGUCUAGGCCAAAGUAG
Molecule: messenger RNA, 1851 nt
Organism: Candidula unifasciata
Lineage: Eukaryota; Metazoa; Mollusca; Gastropoda; Stylommatophora; Geomitridae
Source: the annotation of a GenBank genome assembly